Molecule: messenger RNA, 1221 nt
Organism: Nelumbo nucifera (sacred lotus)
Lineage: Eukaryota; Viridiplantae; Streptophyta; Magnoliopsida; Proteales; Nelumbonaceae
Molecular function (GO): phosphatidylinositol transfer activity
Source: RefSeq, a predicted model, not a curated record
CGGGCUCCAGCCUCCACCCACUCCACACUAAUUCUGAUUUCUGCUUUCUGGUUUCAGUCAACUCACCUUCUCUCUCUUCCUCUUUUUCAUACCUUGCGGGGGAGAAAAACGAGAAACAGAGAAAAAGCUUUCGAACUCUGUUCCUUCUGCUUCAGCAGCAGCAGGCUCAAUUUAAGGUUGGGAACCCUGUCACCAUGUUUCGGAGAAAGAACUUGCAUCAUCAGGAGAAUGAUUCUUCACACAAAGACGCUAUGGUUAAAGAGGUCAGAAUUGCCAUUGGUCCACUAUCAGACCGUAGUCUACAAUACUGUACUGAUGCAUGCCUGAAAAGAUAUUUAGAAGCUCGGAACUGGAACCUGGAAAAGUCUAAGAAAAUGCUGGAAGAAACACUGAACUGGAGGUCAACUUAUAAGCCUGAGGAGAUCCGUUGGCAUGAAGUGGAAAAAGAAGGUGAGACAGGGAAAGUGUCCAGAGCAAACUUUCAUGAUCGACAUGGGAGGACUGUUCUUAUAAUGAGACCAGGAAUGCAGAAUACAUCAUCAUCAGAUGGCCACAUCCGACAUCUAGUGUAUCUGCUAGAGAAUGCUAUCCUUAACCUUCCUGAGGAUCAAGAACAGAUGUCAUGGUUGAUAGAUUUCACCGGAUGGUCAUUGAGCGCCAGUGUUCCCAUCAAAACAGCCAGGGAUUCUGCACACAUUUUACAAAACCAUUAUCCUGAGAGGCUUGCUGUAGCAUUUCUCUACAAUCCCCCAAGGAUUUUUGAAGCUUUUUGGAAGGUUAUCAAAUACUUCCUGGAUCAGAAAACAUUCCAGAAGGUGAAAUUCGUCUACCCAAAUAACAAAGACAGCGUGGAGCUCAUGCGGUCGUAUUUUGAUGUUGAGAACCUUCCAGUGGAGUUCGGGGGAAAAGCUAAGCUGCAGUAUGACCAUGAAGAAUUCUCAAGAUUAAUGAUGCAGGACGAUGUUAAAGCUGCCAGAGUGUGGGGGUUUGAAAACAAGCUUUGCCAUAUCAAUAAUGUUUAUUCAGGAGCAGAGGUGGCUCCCGAGCAGGUGCCUCUUGCACCACCAGCAAGCUGAAUUAGCCCAACCCAACAACCAGACAGUACCAUUUGGUAGUCAUAAUUGAUGCCUUGUAUGGUUUCCACGGCCCUUGAGUUAAUUGUGGCCGACCAUUAUCUCAUUUGAAAAAGAAGAAUAAAAGUCAGAGCUGAUUCAAGCUCAA